Molecule: messenger RNA, 1506 nt
Organism: Rotaria socialis
Lineage: Eukaryota; Metazoa; Rotifera; Eurotatoria; Philodinida; Philodinidae
Source: the annotation of a GenBank genome assembly
AUGUUCACCUCGUCUGACCCGAACUUAACUGAUUUGGAUUUCGAGCUUGUUGACGAAUUACGACGAAAUCAAUUUCUAAAAGAAUCAAUGAUUAAAGACUUACUAUCAACAUCAUCACCAUCAUCAUCACCCUAUCGGAUUGUCAAACCGAUAAGCACAAAUAAACGUAGCGGAACAGUUCAAUUACGCAGGCAAUUAACUGAUGAUAGCUUUAACAAGCAACGUACACCACCUAAUUCAACUGGUACAAGUAUAUCACCAAUAUCAAGUUCAUUGAUAAGUCGACUAUCAUCUUCGAAUGACAAUAGUCCAAUACGAACAACGAAUACUAUACGUGUUUCAUCGCCAGUAUCGAAUAAUACUAUUAUUAACAACAACGGACAAUCAACAUCAGCAAAACAAGUCGAUGCAGUUACAUUAUUACUUAAACAGACUAUUGCACCUGCACAACUUAUACAGACUGUUCAAACUCGUCUUGAAAAUCCGACAAGAUAUCAUCUUGAACAAAUGUGUCGUAAACAAAGUAUAGUUGAUGACGUACCAACUUCAACACAUACAAUUGCUUCAUCUCAACCACUUCAACAAGAAGAAUCAUCACCAGACAGUGAAAUUACAUCGGAAAUGGACGAUCAACUUAAUGAUGACACAACGUGUGGAAGUAUUGAUAGUGCCUCGCGUGGAAUUAGUAUAACGCCACGAUUGUCAACAACAAUGACCGGUGAUCAUCCUGAUUCAAUAUUUCUCUCAUCGUCGAUUUCAAAAGAUUCUAUGGAUAGUAUGAGUCGUCAUUCAUCAUCUUGUCCGACAAAUAUUUUAAGUGCAAAAGCAAAAAUUGGCCUACCACUAACCGACGAUGAAAUGCGUCUUGUCUUACGUGAUCGUCAAAAAAAAGAUAAUCAUAAUAUGAUUGAACGUCGCCGUCGAUUUAACAUCAAUGAUCGUAUUAAAGAACUUGGAACAUUAUUACCCAAAGGAACAGAUUUAGACCUGAAACAAAACAAAGGAACAAUAUUACGUGCUUCAGUUGAUUAUAUCAAAAUAUUACGGCGUCAAUACAAUAAUAUCUCGUUAGUAGAAGAGAAAUGUCAAAUGCUUUCAGAACAAAAUUUAUCAUUACAAGAACGAGUUCGCGAAUUAGAAAGACGAUGUUUAUUAAAUGGUGUUUCAGUUAAUUCACCAACAAAAAGUUCACCAGUAAUAGCUGUUCAAACAUCAAAUAUAGUUAAACAAGAACCUUCGUCAUUAUCAUCAUCAAUAAAUAAUUCAACAAAUCCAUUAGUACCACCAUCAACACCAAUAUUCGCAACUAUCGAUUCAUUUCCAAUGCUUGAUUCACUAGCGGCAUAUGGUAUUGUUGAUGAUGAUAGUAAUGAUAAAACAAAUGUCAAUGGAAAUACAAAUAAUAAUAAUGUUGAUCCAUUAUCCCCACUUUCUCACGAUCCAUUUUUAUCGUCUACAUCGUUUAGUUUCGAUAAUGAAAUGGAUAUCGGAGGAGUUUUCCCCUGA